UCUGUUUUCUGCAUGAUGGUGAAGUCCGUCAUCGCUUUCAGUCGCAGUCGGAAAAGAAAAAGGUGGAUUAUUUUCGCAAAUUGCAAGCAUAAAAAAUCGGUCAAACAUUAUUAUAGUCUAGUGGUAGCAGCUUUUCCAGAAUAUUAGUGAAACACAGUGCAUUUUUCAGCAAUUAAAAGUCCAUGUGUAAAUCGAUUGAAAAUUGAACCUUGCAAAAGUGAUUGAGAUCAACCAAUAUCCACCCGUGACAAAAAAAAAAUCAAUGGUGCCUGGAAUUUCGACUCGACGGAAUUGCGAAUCGGGGGUGUAAUAAUUGUAACACGAAAGCAAGUAGUUUUAUCAAGCGUUCGAUUGUUUUCAAUUCGUGGUAUUCUGGAAGAAAAUUAUCAAAGUAGUGUUCAUUUCGUUCCCGACUUGCUUCGGAACGUAUCGUGCUGGCCGUUCGCGGGGAAGCCUUAUUAGGAAUAUCGAAGGCAGCCUCAACAAGCAAAUGGUGUUGCCUUUCUUAUGCUCCAGUUCCCUUCAACGGCGGCGACAGACCUCAUCGUGAAGGUCGACGAAAGAAUAGCAGCAGCAACAGCAGCGGUGAUUGUUCCGUUCCGUGCCAAACCUGAGGGGCGGACACGGAUCCGUGGUGUGCAGUAGAAAGUAAACAGCAGUGCUGGAGUGUGUCCGUGGGGGAAAGCAAACACAAUGUCAAUAACGGGAAACUAUGACCACUACCAUCGGAGCGGAAGCGCUGGUAGUGGUGGGCCGGAUCGGCCCGAACGGUGCGUAUGCUGCGUCCGGACGAUGAAGUGGUUUCCGGUGCUGUUCAUCGUGUCCGUCAUCGGGUGGUCUUACUAUGCCUUCGUAGUGCAGCUUUCGUUUUUUACCGUAACCAGCAUCGUACAGAGGAUACUGUUUCUGCUGUUUUACCAUCUGAUAUUGAUCAUGUUCCUGUGGUCCUACUACCAGACCGUGUUCACCGACAUCGGACGAGUGCCGUCACGGUUUCGCGUGCCACGGACGGAGCUGGACCGCCUGUUGCGGGCCACCAGCGAGGAAGAGCAGAAGCAAAUCCUGGAAGCGUUCGCCAAGGAGCUACCGAUCGUGACGCGCACCCUGAACGCGUCGGUUCGCUUCUGCGAGAAGUGCCGCCUGAUCAAACCGGACCGGGCGCAUCACUGUAGCGUGUGCGGCGUGUGCGUACUGAAGCUGGACCAUCACUGCCCGUGGGUGAACAACUGCAUCAACUUCACCAACUACAAGUACUUCAUUCUGUUCCUCGGGUACGCCCUGCUGUACUGUUUGUACAUUGCCUUCACCACGGUCAUGUACAUGGAACUGAUCUGGAGUGUGAGUGGAAGCGAAGGCAAGGUCGACGGCCGGUUCCACAUUCUGUUUCUGUUCUUCGUUUCGUUGAUGUUUGCCAUCAGCUUAGUGAGUCUGUUCGGAUACCACUGCUAUCUGGUGCUGCUCAAUAGGACUACGUUAGAAUCAUUCCGAACGCCAAUAUUCCGGUACGGUGGGCCGGAUAAAAAUGGUUUCAGUCUGGGAAAGUUCAACAAUUUCCAGGAGGUGUUCGGAGAUGAUCGAAAGCUGUGGUUUGUGCCGGUGUACACAAGCCUCGGGGAUGGCAUGGUGUAUCCGGUGCACGCGUCUCAUCUAACGGCGGCUCCAUUGGCCGCGUCACCGGGCAUGACCCCGGCCGUAUCGUCGGAAUUUAGUGCUACCACGCGCAUCACAAUGAUGACGAGCAAAGACGAUGACCGGCCGAUGAUGAUGGGAGACGAUGACGGUGGCUUUGCUAGCAUCGAGGACGAUCAUCAGUACAAACCGAACGGCAUGCAGCAGCAACAGCAGCGACAGCAUGAGAACGGAGUUCCGUACCAAAACCGUCCAGAGGAUAUCGUUUGAACGAUGAGUGUCCGUGAGGUCGAACGAGAGUGAUUCGGAUGAGUGAAUGAGGAGAUCGUAACUGUUGAGUGGUGUAAUAUUUCAGAGGAACGCUUACUUUAAAGCUACGUAAAAUGCAAUCAUGAUUUCUUGGUCUAAUAUUCUAUUCUAUUUGUUAGAACACGUAUACUUUUUAUCCUAUUUUAAAGGAGUUUAAUCACUCUUAACGAACGUACAAUUGUUACCAGAUCAAUCACAAUCAAUCAACCAGUCGGUCAGUGGGAGCCCUAUAGAUUUUAUAAAAUCUCUGCUUCCAAUAAGUACUUUGAGUGCACAUUAGCUUUAUGAAUGAAUUAUCCUUACAAUCAUAUGAAGAAGUUAACUUGUUUAAUCAUGAUUAAGAUUUUCACCGAAUAAUAUAACUACCUAUAAAUUAUUUUUUGGAGAACAGCUUUGUUUAGCAGAGUAUUGGUAAGUUAUUAGUGGGUAAUGCUCUUAAACUGUCCAAUGUUGCGAAUUUAAUCGUUGUAUGUUGAUAGUUAGAAAAAUAUAAAAACAUUCACGGUGAUUUACGCAAACCGCGACUUAGUUUUCCAGCUCAUUGCUUUCAGUGUCUGUAAGUCAUAGAUUCUAGUGUAAACAAUGGGGUUGGGGGUCUAAAGGAAGCCCUAAACUAAGCCUUGAACGUGAAAUCUUAAUGACUGCGUAAGAGAAUUCCAAAACGAAAUUCAGAAAUCAAAUGCAAAGCAGGCGAGAAUGAUAAACGUGGAUCGCGAAUAAAAUCAAGUUCAAACACUUUUGCCUAAGUGGUAUGAUUCCGUACUACUACUACUACUAUUGCUACUAUCACUAAUUAUUAUUUUGUUGUGCAGUGUAGAAAUGGAAAUAUGUGUAGCUAGCUAGUAUAUGUUCAUUUGUUGUGAAUUAGUUCUAAAAUUAAAUGUGAAGAAAAAAUCAAAUUUAAAAAUAUCACGAUAUGAAACGUUUGUGAGAAAUAUGGUUCAGAAAAUUUAUAAUAAUAAAUUAAAUUCGAAAUGA
Molecule: messenger RNA, 2916 nt
Organism: Armigeres subalbatus
Lineage: Eukaryota; Metazoa; Arthropoda; Insecta; Diptera; Culicidae
Product: palmitoyltransferase ZDHHC15
Exons: 6
Coding region: 694-1899 (401 amino acids)
Molecular function (GO): palmitoyltransferase activity
Source: RefSeq, a predicted model, not a curated record